This is a messenger RNA of Epithele typhae, 1344 nucleotides long. RefSeq lists its product as uncharacterized. The coding region runs from base 1 to 1344 and encodes 447 amino acids. The record is from RefSeq and is a predicted model, not a curated record. The transcript is spliced from 23 exons. Lineage: Eukaryota; Fungi; Basidiomycota; Agaricomycetes; Polyporales; Epitheliaceae.
AUGUUCAUCCCGGAAAACACGCCAAACAACAACCAAUCAUUGUGCCCACGUAGUGGUGUACGCAUGAGUGCUGGUUUCAAACCUUUGUGUUCUGAAGUCGUUCAAGUGCGUCAAGUGACUGUGAAGCGGACAAUGAUACUCGGUCGCUUGUCGGUUGAACUCUGGAGUCUCCCCGUCAUAUCGGACGUGUCUCCAAUUGCACUCACCGCUGUGCCGUUAUCCGAUGACCUCAAUAGUCUUUCGCCACAGCAUAACAUGCGGUCGAAGGCCUCACUCUCUAAUGACGGUCGCACCGCACGUGCCCGCUCUGACCCCCGACUGACUUCUGUCGCUGGAAGAAGCACAGGAUCUAGAGAGGCGACCAGGGAUUCCCAAAUCGAGCGGUCGCUCGAGGUCAUUGGUAUGUCGUCCGGCCGCCUGAUCGUCGUCCUUUCUGAGAUAUCACAGGACCUUGAACUUGUGGAGGAUCUAUCAAACGACGGUCACAAAGGUUCCUGCGAGAUGUACAAGUCGUUCGAGAUGUGUCUCACCAAACAGGGAUAUGUCAAGACCAUGCUGACAUCACCGAUACAUCGUGACGCGCAUUGGUGGGACGACGUGUUCUCGUCUACCUCCCCACUCAAAUGCAAUGCAUUGUCCCCGACUCUGCGUCCCCGCGCGGAACCAUCACUGUUAGUCGUCUCCUCGCUCUUCCCAAUGCUAUCCCCCUUGGCAGACAACGCUACAGAGGGAAGGCAAGAUUCGAUCAAGAGAACGCCAACAUCGCUGGGGUUGAUGAAGAGGUCGACAUGUGGGGGACCCCGAGGUACGGUCGGCGGCUCGGCCGUCGUCCUGGCGCAGGCCUCUCCGUGGCCCUCGGGACCAGUACCUGUCGACGUGUACACGCCGGCGGGGAAGCUAACGUGCGCUGAAACCAAGACCGGAACUCACGUUCCAUCGGGGUGCAACCUCACACAAGAUGUAUCCUCAUGCUUCCAAUCACCCGACUGGAGCACGAAAUGCCCUCUUCUCGGCCGAGCUCACUUGGGUGCUUCAACCAUGCGCGUCGGCGCGAUCUCACGCACACUUCCCAAGGGCCCGUGGAAUACCACGAUGUCCCACUGCAGAGUGCGCAAGGGAAGUGACACGCCGCACAGAAGACGGGGACACUACUCCGGCGAGUGGGCAGUGAUCGUGUUCCUCUCAUACAUCAAGGUGUCGGGAUGCGAUGAAGAUAUAUCACGUCAAGCUGACAAGAGCGGUAGAUCGGCCGAUGAAGAGGUCGACGUAUGGGUGAUCCCGAGGUACGGUCGGCUCUUGCACCAGCCGUCCCAGCGCAGGCCUCUUCGUGGCCCUCGGGACUAG